This is a messenger RNA of Drosophila mojavensis, 760 nucleotides long. It is a transcript of the gene ND-ACP, whose product is annotated as acyl carrier protein, mitochondrial. Gene Ontology annotation, biological process: fatty acid biosynthetic process. The transcript is spliced from 5 exons. The record is from RefSeq and is a predicted model, not a curated record. Gene Ontology annotation, molecular function: acyl carrier activity; acyl binding. Gene Ontology annotation, cellular component: mitochondrion. Bases 124 to 669 code for a protein of 181 amino acids. NCBI's taxonomy places the organism in Eukaryota, Metazoa, Arthropoda, Insecta, Diptera, Drosophilidae.
AAUACAUCGAUGCUAAUAAGUUUGGUAUCGAUACUUAUUCAACAUCUGUGCUGCCUUUGCUCCUCCAGAACUUUUACAUAAUCUGAGCCCCCGUUUUGUGUGAAAUUCGGUAUUAAACAAAAGAUGUCGUUCACACAAGUCGCACGUAGCUGCGGCCGAUUUGCGGCUGCUCUGCACACAGUUCGCAUUGCCAAAACCGUUGUACAGACACAGUCUAGGAUGAUGCACCGAAUUGCCAUGCCUGCUAUUGGCAGUCAACUCACUCAAAAACAGAUGUUUACAAUUCGCAACUACUCGGCGAGGAACACUCUUGAAGAAAUUGAGCAUCGUGUAUUGAAAGUCGUAUCAGCCUACGACAAAGACAGCAGAUGUCGCUGGCAAACGCAAUCAUUGCGCAGUUAUUCGGCGAAACCGCCAUUGUCGCUGAAGCUUAUCAACGAGCGUGUCUUGCUUGUGUUGAAGCUGUACGAUAAGAUCGAUCCCAGCAAGCUCAAUGUGAACUCUCACUUCAUCAAUGAUCUGGGCUUGGACUCGUUGGAUCACGUAGAGGUUAUCAUGGCCAUGGAGGAUGAGUUUGGCUUUGAGAUUCCAGACUCGGAUGCUGAGAAGCUUCUGAAACCUGCCGACAUCAUUAAAUACGUCGCCGACAAGGAGGACGUAUAUGAAUAGAUGUAAUGCGAAAACCUUAAAAGUUUACACAUUAAUUUUAAAUGAAAGGCAUCAAAUUCAAUUUGAAGAAUAUAUAAAAUUUAAAUAAAAA